This is a messenger RNA of Xiphias gladius (swordfish), 1227 nucleotides long. RefSeq names its product T-cell activation inhibitor, mitochondrial-like. The annotation marks the transcript as partial. The transcript has 3 exons. The record is from RefSeq and is a predicted model, not a curated record. Gene Ontology annotation, cellular component: mitochondrion. Lineage: Eukaryota; Metazoa; Chordata; Actinopteri; Istiophoriformes; Xiphiidae.
UGGUGACUUGCAAUAAAGCUAUGGAAGAUUUAUGAUGCCACAACAGCUAUGGCUGGAGGCAUUAUGUUUUGGGUUGUCCGUACGUACGUACAUACGUCUCAUCAUUAAUAUAUUUCAAAUUCCACAAAGGCCCCAUGUUCAUCAAGCUUCCUGUGGGAAGCCUCCUCACUCCUCCCAACACAAAUAAGGGGAACUGAUACAUCCUUAAUUACAGCAGACCACGUCAAUUUGUGGGCCACCUGAGAAGACAUGAAAUAAGUGAGAAGUGUACCUGUUGGGUCCAACCGACUCGAAGGUCAGAGUUCGCCCUUGUUCAGCUUUGUAAAUUCACACACUUGACCAACAGAAACAUUGAUAUCAUCAACUUGUUUUCUACAAUUUCACACAACCAAACUGCAGUGUCGCUUCCCUAAGCUGCUUACAAUUUGUGAUUGCUUUGUUUAAUAUUUAUUUAAUAGCCAUGGAGGACUUGUGACAUCACACCUCUUUUCAGUGCUGAGUGUUGGUCACUUUGUUUGACUGGAUUAAUGUCAUCAUAUCUUUAGGCAGGCUUUUUGAUUUAAACUUGUGUUCUCCAACGAAAAAUCUACUCAGGUGAUGUCAUUUGACUAAUUGUCCCAGAUUUUGCGCAGCUUCCAUCUGAACCAUGGUACACUUUCUACAACUGUUUUCUCUUACUUAGCUAUAUUGCCUAAGACCAGCAAAACAGACUUCAGUACAUGUCUAAAACCGGUUAACCCCUUUGAACUGCUCCUCCACUUUCUCUGCAGGACACACUGUUGUGUUUGCUGACCAGUCAGGGAUGAAUGCCUCUGGACACGUAAUGCUGGGAACCAUGGAUGUUCAUCAUCAAUGGACCAGACUGUUUCAGCAGCUGCCCAGCUAUCGCAGCCUGCAGCAGCAGACAGACUGGUUGAAGGAGAGGAUCAGCCUCCUCCUGGGUGGCACUCAAGUGGUCCACAUGGAGAGGCUGGGACCAGUUCAGCCCAUCGCCGAGCACUACAGCACCCUCAGCACCUUUCAUAAGAGCCUGAUGUCCCGACGCCUUCGCCUGCACCCCAGGAGUCUGCAAGGGCUCACCAUGUUGUUGGAGAAUGACCGCUCUAACCCCAGUCUUCAUGAGAUGGGGCAUUUCAUUAUCCCCACCAACUGUGACCCUCCCAAGCUGCAGGUCUUCCUCCAGAGCCAUGCCCCCGAGGCCAGACGGCGCACCCAACACAAAAACCA